This is a messenger RNA of Polypterus senegalus (gray bichir), 3196 nucleotides long. It is a transcript of the gene ptbp2a, whose product is annotated as polypyrimidine tract binding protein 2a. The record is from RefSeq and is a predicted model, not a curated record. Gene Ontology annotation, biological process: regulation of RNA splicing; mRNA processing. NCBI's taxonomy places the organism in Eukaryota, Metazoa, Chordata, Cladistia, Polypteriformes, Polypteridae. The transcript has 15 exons. The coding region runs from base 101 to 1774 and encodes 557 amino acids. Gene Ontology annotation, cellular component: nucleus. Gene Ontology annotation, molecular function: mRNA binding.
GUUCGGCCAUUUCCGUCCGCGCUUCAUCCGCCAUUUUGUUGUCUGGCGUGGUUUUGGUUGUACUGCUGUAGAACACAUCGGAGCGCUUGGUAAUCCGGCAAUGGACGGCGUUGUCAGUGAUGUUGCAGUUGGUGUAAAGAGAGGAUCUGAUGAACUCCUAUCUAGCAGUUUAUACAACAGUCCCAACUCUAAUAUGAGUGGAAUGGUGGUAACUGCUAAUGGAAAUGAUAGUAAGAAGUUACGAGUAGAAGAUAGGAUGGACUGUCCACCAUCACGUGUUCUUCACAUCAGAAAGCUGCCUAAUGAAGUAUCGGAAACAGAAGUAAUUGCUUUAGGUUUACCAUUUGGCAAAGUUACAAAUAUUCUGAUGCUGAAAGGAAAAAAUCAGGCCUUUUUAGAGCUUGGAACAGAAGAAGCUGCUAUCACCAUGGUUAAUUAUUACACAGCUGUAACACCUCAUGUUCGUAAUGUGCCUGUUUUCAUACAGUAUUCAAAUCAUAAAGAACUGAAGACAGACAGUGCUCUCAACCAGCGAGCUCAAGCAGUGCUGCAAGCGGUGUCAGCUGUUCAAGCAGCAAGCACCCCUAUAUCAGGAGCAACCGUGAGUGAAUGUGCAAUAACACCUGCCCAGAGCCCUGUUCUGAGAAUAAUUAUUGACAACAUGUUCUACCCUGUUACAUUAGAUGUCCUUCAACAGAUAUUUUCAAAGUUUGGAACUGUCCUAAAGAUUAUUACUUUCACAAAGAACAAUCAAUUUCAAGCUUUACUCCAGUUUAGUGACCCAAUGAAUGCUCAACAAGCCAAACUGGCAUUGGAUGGACAGAAUAUUUAUAAUGCUUGCUGCACAUUACGCAUUGACUUUUCAAAACUUGUGAAUUUAAAUGUGAAAUACAACAAUGAGAAAAGCCGUGAUUAUACACGGCCAGAGCUUCCUGCAGGAGAUGGGCAGCCAGCUAUAGAUCCAUCUGUAGCUGCAGCAUUUAAUAAGGAUUCGUCUCUUCUUGGUAAGAAUCAAGGUACUCCAUCUGGAAUUGUACCUUCUUACUCUAGCGGUGGUGGAUUUCCAUCUUCCCUUGGCUUUGCUCAAACUGCAGCUGUUCCAGGAGCCCUUAGUCCUUUGAGUGCAGCUGCAGCUGCAGCUGCUGCAGCAGGUCGAGUGGCCCUUUCUGGAGUGUCUGCAUCAAACAGCAGUGUUCUUUUAGUUAGCAACCUUAAUGAAGAGAUGGUUACGCCCCAAAGUCUGUUUACCCUCUUCGGUGUUUAUGGUGAUGCUCAGCGUGUGAAGAUUCUCUAUAAUAAAAAAGACAGUGCUCUGAUUCAGAUGGCAGAUGGAAAUCAGGCUCAGCUUGCCAUGAGCCAUCUUAAUGGUCAAAAAAUGUAUGGAAAAAUAAUUCGUGUUACCUUAUCAAAGCAUCAGACAGUACAGUUGCCAAGAGAAGGGCUUGAUGAUCAAGGCUUAACAAAGGAUUUUACAAACUCUCCAUUACAUCGAUUUAAAAAGCCUGGCUCAAAGAAUUUUCAAAACAUAUUCCCUCCUUCUGCAACUCUUCACCUCUCCAAUAUACCACAAAAUAUUACAGAAGAAGAUCUACGUACACUGUUUUCAAACUCCGGUGGUACUGUGAAAGCCUUCAAGUUUUUCCAAGAUCACAAAAUGGCACUUCUCCAGAUGUCAACUGUGGAGGAAGCAAUUCAAGCCUUGAUUGACCUUCAUAAUUACAAUCUUGGAGAUAAUCACCAUCUGAGAGUUUCAUUCUCAAAAUCUACCAUUUAAGCUUUUCCUCCCUUUUUUAUUUUUCCUUUUUAAACGCUGUUUAGCGUGGCAUUACUUGUUGACUGUUUCAGGACACUGGGACCACAGUUUGGCAUAUAAUUUUGAAUUUAGUCAUUCCUAAUACAAUACAUUAUGGUAAAGUUGUAAAUGAAAAUAUGUUAGAGCCAUGAUUUGGGGCUUUUAUUUCAAUGUUUUCCCCUUUACCUAUACCAUUGGAAGUCAUUAACAAUUUUAUCACUUUGUAGAAAAAAAAAACAAAAAAAAAGAAGAUAAUUAAUUUCUUUAUGAUAAACGUACAAGUCGACAAGACGUGCCUUACCUGACAAAACAGUAUCAACACUUUUCCAUUAAUGUGUUUGUAUCAGUUUAUUUACAGUUUUACAGUUUGGAAUAUAGGCACAUUGGUUCUGGUAUUUAAAUGAGUGGCUGUGUGAAAAGGCUUUUGUUUCCUUUAAGUAACCGUACAGUUUCUAAAGUUGGUAAUGCCCUCAUAAAGGAUAUUCAUAGUUUUACCUAGUAUAAUGAAAACUAUUAAAGUAUUUUUGUUUACCAUGUCUUAUUUUGCUUUUUGGGAAAUGUUACAAAACAUUUUACCUUCAUAAAACUGCCAUCUUUUUCAUUUUUAGAUAUAACCUGCUUUAUCCUAUAACCAAAGAUAAAGCUUUAACCCUAGUUAUCAUUUGUGAUUAUUGUUACCUUUGUUUGCACAACCACUGCUAAAGAACUGGUAUUAUUUGAGUAAAUAUUCUUUGUAGCUGUUCUUUGUCAUUGCAUAUGUGCAUUUAUUUAUAUUGCCAUCUUUCAUUUGUACCUUGAGGAUUUAAAUGGCUGUGGACUUUCUAAGCAUGUACUGACUGGUAUACUUAGUUUUGGAAAGACUGCUGUUGCAUGCAUUUUAAAAAGCUAGCAGAAGUGAGCUGCACAGUGAACAGCAGCACAGUAAUAGUAUGGCAGUUUUCUAAAACUGACAACCUGGUGGGACCAAAGUUUAUGUGCCUUUAGUCUUAAUUUACCUUGCAUUGUAAUAAUUAAGUUUUGUUAAACCUGGAAUAUUUUAUAUUUCAAAAAAACAGACUUUUUAACUAAUGGUUCAGAAUCUACCAGUUAGUUUAAAGGCCAUUCAUGUGUAAGCUCAAUUGUUACAGUGUACAUUGUUUGAAAGGACCCACCCCACCCCCUUCCAUUGAUGUAUUUAGGUUAAAACUGAUAGAUUCUGUGGUCUGUUACAGAAAAUCAUGUAUAUUUUCUAUAUUAGUUGAGUUUUUACAUCUUCAGAAAUGUAAAAUUAAGUCUAGUUUGGAAGCGGCACAAUUAAAAAUUAAUUUUCUAACAAGUUGGAAGGUUUGAUGGUUGUGUUAAUUUCACGUUGUGUGUACUCUGCUUACCUCUGUAGCAUGCUCAAUAAACACUUCUGUAGCUCUA